CAGAACAGUACGUGGCAUUAAAAACUUCCGGUAAUGAGACUGUAAACAAACACAAUUUUAAUUUUCGAGUAUUCGUCUCAUCUCGCUUUCACCGUAAUCAAAAUGGCACAGUCAUUUCAACAAGAGUACAUGCAGAUGCCACCAAUGACCCGGACAUACACGACAGCGUGUGUCUUGACAACAUUGGCAGUGCAACUGGACUUUGUAACACCGUUCCAAAUCUACUUCAACCAAGAGCUAAUUUUCAAGCGUUUCCAGUUAUGGAGGCUGGUAACAAAUUUCCUGUACUUUGGACCAAUCGGCUUCAACUUUCUCUUCAACCUAAUCUUCACGUACAGAUACUGCAGGAUGCUGGAGGAAGGGUCUUUCAGAGGGAAAACAGCUGAUUUCUUCUUCAUGUUUCUCUUUGGAGGAGUGGUUAUGACUAUAGUAGCCUUGUUUGUGAAUCUCGUAUUUCUGGGCAGUGCAUUUACUAUAAUGCUAGUGUAUGUGUGGAGUCGCAGAAAUCCGUAUGUGAGAAUGAACUUCUUUGGCCUCAUGAACUUCCAGGCCCCAUAUCUACCCUGGGUGCUGCUCGCAUUUUCAUUACUGCUUGGAAACUCUGUUAUAGUAGACUUAAUGGGGAUAGCCGUUGGUCAUGUAUACUACUUUCUGGAAGAUGUAUUCCCCCAACAGCCCGGUGGAUUAAGAAUAUUGAAAACUCCAAGAUUUUUAACAUACAUAUUUGACCGUCAAGAUGACCCUAACUACAACCCCCUGCCUGAGGAGCGCCCUGGUGGAUUUAACUGGGGGGAAGGGCAGGUGGCCGGGGAACAGCCCCACCAGGAUUGAGGCCCCUAUGGGCGGGAACAUGGGUGGGGUUGUUGAUUCGGGAUCGCUGCAAUCUGCCAUCCUGUGACAAUGUUACAAACUGCCAGAAUUGAUUUCAGAAUUGAAUGGGAAAAAAAGAUGAAAUAAUGACUGAUGAAUGUUCAUUGCAAUGCAAUAAACAAGAAGAAUGGUUUCUACUGCUUGUGAUAUGCUAAUGGGGGGAGGGGCAUUGAGCUGUGAUCCAACAAUUAUCAUUGCUACAGAAUGCCAAGGGUGUUUAUAAUUAGGUGAUGGUUUUUUAGUUUCAAAACUUACAUUCUCAACGGGUUUGGAAUUGUGGCAACUUUUGAUGUAUACAAAUAAUAGGAUGAUCUGAUACAUUCAUUCGAGCAAAGGAAAUAUAGUAAUUCAUAGAGCUGAGUAUCAUUAUGUACAUGUAUGUGUGCUUGCAUUUGUAUUUAUAUCUUGUGAAAUUAUUUUGAUUUUGUUAAUAUAAAGCAACAAGAAAGCUA
Messenger RNA from Mya arenaria, 1322 nucleotides. Its product is annotated as derlin-2-like. The coding region runs from base 103 to 831 and encodes 242 amino acids. Gene Ontology annotation, biological process: endoplasmic reticulum unfolded protein response. The record is from RefSeq and is a predicted model, not a curated record. Gene Ontology annotation, molecular function: misfolded protein binding; ubiquitin-specific protease binding. The transcript has 6 exons. Gene Ontology annotation, cellular component: endoplasmic reticulum membrane; Hrd1p ubiquitin ligase ERAD-L complex. Lineage: Eukaryota; Metazoa; Mollusca; Bivalvia; Myida; Myidae.